Molecule: messenger RNA, 979 nt
Organism: Limulus polyphemus (Atlantic horseshoe crab)
Lineage: Eukaryota; Metazoa; Arthropoda; Merostomata; Xiphosura; Limulidae
Product: condensin-2 complex subunit H2-like
Exons: 8
Coding region: 179-979 (266 amino acids)
Biological process (GO): mitotic sister chromatid separation; meiotic chromosome condensation
Cellular component (GO): nucleus; condensin complex
Molecular function (GO): chromatin binding
Source: RefSeq, a predicted model, not a curated record
AUAGCGCGCGUAAUUGUUACGACUGAAAAAUGGCGCGUGGUCGGUUCAAAUCAAAUAUUUCGCAGCUGUGUCAUGUUAAUUGAUUAUUUGAUGUUAAGAAUUGUGUAGUGAACUGAUAAAAGAGGCAAAAAAAUCAAAAACAGGAAAUUUUGAAUUUUGCUAUAUAUACAUUCUUGAGAUGGCACCUGUCAGUUCACAAGAGACCAAUGCAUGUGGAGAUAUUGAAGUCAGAUUUGCUCAUCUUUUAAAUCCAAUAAGAGAUUUAACAAAAAACUGGGAGAUAGACAUCGCAGCAUACCUGGAAGAGUACCUUGCAGAACUUGAAGGACUAACACUGACUUUUAAUGAUGGAAUUACAACUCUCAACUUUGCUCAAGCAGCUCUUCUUAUACAAGGUUCAACUUGUGUUUAUAGUAAAAAGGUGGAGUAUCUUUAUAACCUGGUUUUUCAAAUGUUGGACCUUCUUAGUAGUAAAAAGAAACUUAUUCAACAAGGAUCGGUAGAUGAGCAGGGUAAAGAUAAAGAUGUUACAUUUGGAAACCAAAGCAAUGAUAUAGAUUUUCUAUCACUGGAUGACUUGAAAGAACAGAAAAACUUAGAUCUUGUGGAAGACUUUUCUAAUGGUAAUAAAAGAAAACCAGGAAUAAAGUUUUUGCCCAGAACCCCUACGUCUCUCAUUCCUUUGGAAGAGUCAGAAAAGGGAAACAUAACAUUGUACAAUCGUAAAGGUGAAGUUCUUGGUAACAAGCACGACUUUAGAGUCAACAUGUGCAAUCUACAUCGAUCUGGGGCCUUACUGCUGUAUAGUACAAGUUUUACUGAUAAUAUUGACAAGGAACCAACAACUGUUAUACUUCAUACUUCAAGAACUGGUCUACAGGAGGAAAGUCACAAGGAAGGAGAAAUGAUGACAGUAGAGAAAGAUGCUUUUAAAGAAUUAGGAUUGGUCAUUUUGGCCAACCUUGCAACCACCAGAUAA